Molecule: messenger RNA, 2645 nt
Organism: Mauremys mutica (yellowpond turtle)
Lineage: Eukaryota; Metazoa; Chordata; Testudines; Geoemydidae
Product: protein eyes shut homolog
Exons: 20
Coding region: 86-2593 (835 amino acids)
Biological process (GO): establishment or maintenance of epithelial cell apical/basal polarity; heterophilic cell-cell adhesion
Cellular component (GO): plasma membrane; protein-containing complex
Molecular function (GO): calcium ion binding
Source: RefSeq, a predicted model, not a curated record
AGGAAUAGGAGAGGAACAGUGGACACAAGAGAAGAGGUGCAAAAGGCAGCAUAGAGAAUUGGGAGAACUCCCACUUAUUCCUUGAAUGGGUUUUUCAGGCCAAUACUGUGACAUAGAAGUGAAUGGAUGUGAUUCGGGGCCCUGCUUGAAUGGUGCUGUCUGUCAGAGUAAAGUCAAUGGAUAUGAUUGUUUUUGCCCUGAAGGAUUUGAAGGUCUGAACUGUGAAAUCAACUUUGAUGAGUGUACUUACGGCUUUUGUAGAAGCAAUUCAACUUGUUUAGACCUGGUUGCAGACUACACAUGUGUUUGUCCUCCAGGCUUCACUGACAAAAACUGUUCAAUGAACAUUGAUGAAUGUGUCUUCAAGCCCUGCAAAAACGGAGCCCAUUGCCAUGAUUUGAUUGGCGAAUUUUUCUGUAGCUGCUUGCCAGGGUUUACUGGUCAGUUUUGUGAAGUAAACAUGGAUGAUUGCCUGUCACAACCUUGUGGAAUCCUCAGCAUUUGCAAAGAUGAAUUGGAUGGCUAUCUUUGUUUCUGUGCACCUGGUUUUAUAGGUAAUAAUUGUGAGAUUGAGGUGGAUGAGUGUCUAAGUGACCCCUGUCACAAUGGUGCCACUUGUGUUGAUCAUCUCAAUGCCUUCAGCUGCCUGUGUUGUGAUGGAUUUCAAGGCACAACUUGUGAAAUCAACAUAAAUGAAUGUCAGUCAUCACCCUGUCUCCACAAUGCAACCUGUGAAGAUCUUAUCAGUGGAUAUGAAUGCAUCUGUCUACCUGGCUUUGCUGGUGCAAGAUGUGAAACAGAUCUAGACGAGUGUGCCUCAUUUCCCUGCAAGAAUGGAGCCACCUGCAUUGACCAACCUGGUAAUUACUUCUGCCAAUGUGUGGCUCCAUUUAAAGGUUCUAACUGUGAGUUUAGGCCUUGUGAGGUUAGCAAUCCCUGUGAGAAUGGAGCUGUGUGCAUACAAGAGAUGGAUUUGGACAUUUUUCCCCUUGGAUUCCAGUGCCAGUGUAUGAAGGGUUUUACAGGUCCACGCUGCGAGAUCAAUGUCAACGAGUGCAGCUCCAGCCCUUGUCUCCAUGGAUAUUGCUAUGACAUUGUUGACGGCUUCUAUUGUUUGUGCAACCCUGGAUACGCAGGACUGAAAUGUGACCAGGACAUUGAUGACUGUAUUAUCAAUGCUUGUGACCACAAUUCUACAUGCAUGGAUCUGCAUCUGAGCUACCGGUGUGUCUGCCCGCCUGGAUGGGAAGGAACAUUUUGUGAAUAUGAAUCCAAUGAAUGUAACUCAGAGACAUGCAAAAACAACGGCACCUGUACAGAUCUGUUCAAUAGCUAUAGAUGUACAUGUACAGCAGGCUGGACAGGGCCACAAUGCACUGAAGAUAUAAAUGAAUGUGAUUCUUACCCAUGCUUAAAUGGAGCCACCUGCCAGGAGUCUGCUAUCCAGGGGCAGUUUAUAUGUAUUUGUCCACCAUUUUAUACUGGUGACUUUUGCCAGCAGCGCUACGAUCCCUGUGACCGACCCUACAAUCCAUGUAUAAACAACUCAACCUGCUUGGCACAGGUUGAUGGGAAUCCAUUGUGUGUUUGUGAAAAAGGAUUUGAAGGUGCUUACUGUGAAAUUGACAGCAAUGAGUGUAUCUCCCAUCCAUGCCAGAACCAGGGUCAUUGUGUAGAUGAGGUUAACAGUUACAGGUGCUCCUGCAGACCUGGAUUUUCUGGGACACAAUGUGAAGUGGACAUUAAUGAAUGUUUAUCGAGACCCUGCAAAAACAAUGGAACCUGUAUUGAUCUUAUAAACAGGUUCCUCUGUAAUUGUGCACCUUGGUACUAUGGGCCUCUCUGUGAGUUGGAUGUAAAUGAGUGUGAAACUUUGCCUUGUCUGCAUGGAGGCAGCUGCUCCAACAAGCCUGGAGGCUACCAGUGUGUCUGUCCUCCUGGAUUUACAGGCAACAGAUGUGAAGUAAAUAUAGAUGAAUGUAUAUCAGCACCCUGUCUCAAUGAUGGAAGUUGCAUUGAUGAUAUAAACUUCUAUAAAUGUCACUGUAAGAGAGGCUUUAUUGGAAUAAACUGUGAGACAGAUGUUGAUGAAUGUUUGCCAAAGCCUUGUCUUCAUGGAAGAUGUGUAGACUUUGUAGCUGGGUAUCAAUGCUCCUGUGAAACAGGAUGGACUGGCUCGAAAUGUGAGAUCAAUGUUAAUGAAUGCAAGUCUGCUCCAUGCAUGAAUGGAGGUUCUUGUCAAGAUUUGGUCAGUGCAUUUUUGUGCAUUUGCGUGAGUGGAUACACUGGUGAAUUUUGUGAAGUAGAUAUUGACGUUUGCAAUGAACCUGCACCGAACUCAACCCUUUGUUUCAAUGGAGGCAUAUGUGUUGACGGCCCUGGAAGAACUUUUCAUUGCAGUCUCUUCAGUAUGUCUGUCUGUGGAAAGCUUUUAACAAAGAUUACAUCUUUGAGAGUGGAUCGUCUCUGGGGGCGUUCUUCAUUUGAGUCUUUUGGAAGUGACCAGUUCCAUCUCAUUCCCAAGGCAGAUCAUCAGAACAGAUUCCCUCACCCCAGCAAGAAAUUUGUGCCCCAAUCUUGGAUAAAGAGGUAGUGAUCAGUCCAUGGAAUGUAUAACAUAUCUAUCUAAUUUUUCCACCUCCACU